Piliocolobus tephrosceles (Ugandan red Colobus) is the source of this 2139-nucleotide messenger RNA. RefSeq names its product HRas proto-oncogene, GTPase (gene HRAS). The transcript is spliced from 6 exons. Bases 736 to 1920 code for a protein of 394 amino acids. The record is from RefSeq and is a predicted model, not a curated record. Gene Ontology annotation, biological process: signal transduction. Gene Ontology annotation, molecular function: GTPase activity; GTP binding. NCBI's taxonomy places the organism in Eukaryota, Metazoa, Chordata, Mammalia, Primates, Cercopithecidae. Gene Ontology annotation, cellular component: membrane.
GGUGCGCACCGUCCGGGUGCGGGGCCACUCCACCUGCGCGGAAGGGGAGCCAGGCAACCGGACCCCGCGGCCACCCGGGGGCCCCCAGCUCCGAGCGGCCCGCCUUGGUCCCGGCGGAUCCCAGCCUUUCCUCAGCCCGGAGCCCCGAGACCUCCGCGGUGGGCGGCGCCGCGCUGCCAGCGCAGGGAGGGCCUCGAGUGCACGGGCGCCGCUGAGUCGGGUUCUCUCGCCGGCCUGUUCCCGGGAGAGUCCACGGCCCUGCUCGGAUAUGCGGCCCCAGGCCCCCAGACACCUGCUCCCUCGCCCUCCUCUAGCAACCCCGAGCUUGCCUCCGCUCGCCGGCCGAGCCCAACCCCUCGAGGCCGCGGCCCUUCUGGCUCCACCUCCCGCAUUGCUCCCGGAAGCCCUGCCAGACCGCGGCUCCUGACAGACGGGCAGCUCAGCCAACCGGGGCGGGGCGGGGCCUGGUGGAGCGCGGCCAAUGGUAGGUCGCGCCGGGCUGACGGACGGGCGCGGGGUGGGGCGUGCGCAGGCCCGGCCGAGUCUCCGCCGCCCGCUCCCUGCGCCUGCAGCCGCAGCCGCACCCGCCGCGGACGGAGCCCAUGCGCGGGGAGAACCGCGCGCCCCCGCCCCCGCCCCGCCCCGGCCUCGGCCCCGGCCCCGGGGGCAGUCGCGCCAGUGAGCGGUGGGGCAGGAGACCCUGUAGGACCCCGGGCCGCAGGCCCCUGAGGAGCAAUGACGGAAUAUAAGCUCGUGGUGGUGGGCGCCGGCGGUGUGGGCAAGAGUGCGCUGACCAUCCAGCUGAUCCAGAACCACUUCGUGGACGAAUACGACCCCACGAUAGAGGACUCCUACCGGAAGCAGGUGGUCAUUGAUGGGGAGACAUGCCUGUUGGACAUCCUGGACACGGCCGGCCAAGAGGAGUACAGUGCCAUGCGGGACCAGUACAUGCGCACGGGGGAAGGCUUCCUGUGUGUGUUUGCCAUCAACAACACCAAGUCCUUUGAGGAUAUCCACCAGUACAGGGAGCAGAUCAAGCGGGUGAAGGACUCAGACGACGUGCCCAUGGUGCUGGUGGGGAACAAGUGUGACCUGGCUGCACGCACCGUGGAGUCUCGGCAGGCUCAGGACCUCGCCCGAAGCUAUGGUAUCCCCUACAUCGAGACCUCGGCCAAGACCCGACAGGGAGUGGAGGAUGCCUUCUACACGUUGGUACGUGAGAUUCGGCAGCAUAAGCUGCGGAAGCUGAACCCUCCUGAUGAGAGUGGCCCCGGCUGCAUGAGCUGCAACACAAGCUCAGGACAUGGAGGUGCCGGAUGCAGGGAGGAGGUGCAGACGGAAGGAGGAGGAAGGAAGGAAGGAUGGAAGCAAGGAAGGAAGGAAGGGCUGCUGGAGCCCAGCCACCCAGGGACCAUGGGCCGAAGUGACCGCAGACCCUCCCAGGGAUGCUUUGCACAGACUGUCUUGAGCGUCCCAAAUGCCACCGGAACCCCAGCCCUUAGCUCCCUUCCCAGGCCUCUGUGGGCCCUUGUCAGGCGCAGAUGGGAUUGCAGUAAAUUAUUGGAUGGUCUUGACCUUGGAUUUUGGCUGAGGGUGGGACACAGCGCACGUGUGGCCUGGUGUGAGGUAUGUCGGAACCUCGGGCCUGUCCAGCCUUGGGCUCUCCACAGCCUUUGGGAGGGGGAGGUUGGGAGAGGCUGGUCAGGGGUCUGGGCUGUGCUGCUGUCUCCUCCUGCCUGCCCCAGAGUCAUGGAUUCCGGCAGAGAGCUCUGGACAAGCAGGCAGAUCCUAAGGACAGAGAGCUUACUGUGCUUCUACCAACUAGGAGGGCAUCAUGGUCCUCCAGAGGGAGGUGAUUUUAGGGGUUGGGUAUCUGUGCCGGUGGCUCUGGUCUCUACCUGGGAGCCUUCUUGGCGGUGAGAGGCAUCGCCUUUCCUGACUUUUUCCCACUGUGAAAUGCACCUGCCAAGAAUGGCAGACAUAGGGACCCUGCCUCCUGGGCCUUCACAUGCCCGGUUUUCUUCAUCUCUCUGGCCUGGAGCAGUCUGUGGACCUUGGAAGUAGGGCUGCAGCACCGACUGGCCUCAGGCCUUUGCCUUAUUGGUGGUUGGGUGGCGGCCACUAGGGCAUGGGAGCCUG